Physella acuta is the source of this 672-nucleotide messenger RNA. RefSeq names its product AAC-rich mRNA clone AAC11 protein-like. The record is from RefSeq and is a predicted model, not a curated record. NCBI's taxonomy places the organism in Eukaryota, Metazoa, Mollusca, Gastropoda, Physidae.
AUGAUCUCGGAGUUCCAAGGUAAAAACGACCUUGACCCCCUUGAAGUCUGGAGCGACAACAACAAGUGGGCUAAAACUAGACCCAGGAAAAAAGGUGAAGGUCAGGGUCAGUUUGAGACCCCGAGGGAGGAGUACUCACCUGAAACACCCAACACUAGAAGGUCACAUGAGCCAGGGAAAUUCGAGGACGACUGGGACCCCAACAGAGCCCCAGCACAGAAACAUGACGACUGGGACCCUAACAGAGCCCCACCACAGAAACAUGCCGACUGGGACCCCAACAGAACCCCAGCACAGAAACAUGACGACUGGGACCCUAACAGAGCCCCAGCACAGAAACACAACACACUAGCAGAAAUCAACCAGAACAAAAAGAACAACACACUUGGAGAAACCAACAGCAACGAGAAAAAGAAAAAGUAUGGAGAAAACGCCAGUAAUCAGAAACAGACCAAGUUUGGUGACAGUAAUAACAAUGAGAGGAAGAAUAAAUUUGGUGAGAGUAAUAACAAUGAGAGGAAGAAUAAAUUUGGUGAGAGUAAUAAUACUGAGAGAAAGAACAAGUUUGGAGAGAAUAGAGACAACCCCCAACCCAAGAAGAAGAAAACUCUGGGCGCUAUAGCAGAAGAUCGUCGUUAUUCUGAGCACUUCGACACCUCCCCAACCCGGUAG